AUGGAUGAUAGCUCCGUGUCUCAUCAUAACGGAGGGCAAGUGGGAUCUCAAAUCGGAGUUAGUGUAAAUAACAAACAAAAUGAAGAAUCUAGCCAAAGUGUCCAGUAUUCAAUACCAGGCAUUUUGCAUUUUAUUCAACACGAAUGGGCGAGAUUCGAGCUCGAGAGAUCACAAUGGGAGGUGGACAGAGCCGAGUUUGAGGCGCGAAUCGCCUUCCUCCAAGGCGAGAGGAAGGGCCAGGAGAACCUCAAGAAUGACCUCGUGAGGCGGAUCAAAAUGCUGGAGUAUGCGUUGAAGCAGGAGCGAGCGAAGUUCCACAAGCUCAAGUACGGCGUGGAACUCCAGCAAGGCGACGUGCGCCCACCCCCCGAGGAGCCCCCCGCGGAGCCCGAGCCCGCGGAGAAGGCGCAAUGGAAACAGGGACGUCAACUCAUUAAGCAAUACUUGCAGGAAAUAGGCUACACAGACACGAUACUGGACGUUCGCUCCAAUCGCGUGAGGACUCUACUCGGCCUGAACAACGAGGAGCAGGCAGAAGACCCAAACUACAGAAACUACGAUAACAAAUUCCGCGAGCGAUGCGGCGACUCACCGAUAAACUCCCUCAUCCGCAAAUAUGACUAUGGUGGUAAGGAGCAGCGGAAGGGCGCUGUCUCAACUGGACCCGGGUACAAUGAGGAGGGACUCUCUGUGCAAGAGACUGCGGCGGUCUUCGCCAAUUUCGAGUUCUUGGCCAACCAAGAGAUGGAUAUGGAUGAAAUUGAUGACCUUGAUGCCAACAAACCACAUCACACUGCGGGUAAACAAGGCGAGGAGGUAGACCACGAAGCUGAAGAGGUUUUAAACGAGCUCCACUUGCUGACAGAGAGCGAGGCUGACGGCGGCGGGCAGGGGGAUGAAUAUCAAGUCGGCGGCGCGGCCGCGGUGGGCGUCGCGUCCGGCGGCGGCGAGGCGGAUGAGAAGCCGCUGGCGCUGGGCGAGCUUGCCCAGCUCACGGUCAGCAACGAGCCGGAGGCGUACGACGUGGCCGGCGCCAACAAGGAGUCCUUCCGCAAGACCUGGAACGCCAAGUACACGCUGCGCUCGCACUUCGACGGGGUGCGAGCGCUCGCCUUCCACCCGACGGAGGCCGCCCUGGUCACGGCCUCCGAGGACCACACCCUGAAGCUGUGGAACCUGCAGCGGACCGUGCAGGCGAAGAAGUCCGCCGGCCUGGACGUGGAGCCGCUGUACACGUUCCGCGCCCACACGGCGCCCGUGCUGUGCCUCGCCAUGGGCGCGCCCCGCUCCGAGGAGUGCUUCUCGGGCGGCCUCGACGGCACCAUCAGGGUGUGGAACCUGCCUCCGCCCACCGCCGACCCCUACGAUCCGUACGAUCCCGCCGUGCAGGGGCCGGUGCUGCGCGAGCACACGGACGCGGUGUGGUCGCUGGCGAGCGCGCACGGGCGGCUGCUCUCCGCGUCGGCGGACGGCACGGCGCGGCUGUGGGCGCCGCGGGCCGCGCGGCCGCUGCUCUGCACGCUGCGCGACGACGCGGCGCCCGCGCACCAGCACGCGCACGCGCACGCGCACGCGGCCGCCGCCGCCGACUUCGCGGACGGGGGCGCGCGCGCCGCCGUCGUCUACCGCGACGGCACGCUGCUGCUCUACGACCUCGAGACCAGCCAGGCGUUCCUGCGCAUCGGGUGCGACAGCCCCGCGAACCGCGUGCGCUCGCACCCGACGCUGCCGCUGCUGGUGAGCGCGCACGAGGACCGGCACAUCCGCUUCUGGGACGCGGUGUCGGGCCGCUGCGCGCACGCGAUGGUCGCGCACCUCGACGCGGUCACGGGGCUGGCGCUCGACCCCAACGGGCUGUUCCUGCUCUCCGGCUCGCACGACUGCUCGGUUCGCCUGUGGAACCUCGACACGAAGACGUGCGUGCAGGAGAUCACCGCGCACCGCAAGAAGUUCGACGAGAGCAUCCUCGACGUGGCCUUCCACCCGCUGCGGCCGUACAUCGCGAGCGCCGGCGCCGACGGCCUCGCCAAGGUGUUCGUG
This is a messenger RNA of Iphiclides podalirius (scarce swallowtail), 2040 nucleotides long. The record is from the annotation of a GenBank genome assembly. Lineage: Eukaryota; Metazoa; Arthropoda; Insecta; Lepidoptera; Papilionidae.